Messenger RNA from Dermacentor silvarum, 6071 nucleotides. RefSeq lists its product as uncharacterized. Bases 219 to 1394 code for a protein of 391 amino acids. The record is from RefSeq and is a predicted model, not a curated record. The transcript has 2 exons. Lineage: Eukaryota; Metazoa; Arthropoda; Arachnida; Ixodida; Ixodidae.
AUACGUCUUUUGAGCAACUAAAAUCUGUUUUCUCAUCUGUUGGGAAAGGAAAGUUUGAAAGACUUGCCUUGGGUGUGCCCGUGCUGUGGUGUCCGGUAACUUCUGAUGUCCCUUUCUUGAGUGAAGUGCGUUUUAAUCUUUGCUGUAUCACAGACCCAUAUACUUUUCAUUCUGUCCUGUCUUCAAAACUGUAUGAAAACUUGGAAUUCCAGGAAUGCAUGUGGCCUAAUAUUCUUCUUGCUUGUGGUCAUGAAAGAUCACUGGACCUGGCCACUGCAUACGAACAGGUAGCAGAUGUGGAGGUAGACAGGUUGAAAGCCUUACUGCUUUCCAUUGCAGAAGCACACUGCUUACCUGUGCAGUACAAGUUAUCAGAGGAAGCAAGGUGUGUUCUUCCACAACUAAUGUCCAAGUUCAAGCAGCUGGCAUUAAGUUGGAAUUGCCGAGUGGCACUGUUCAAGACAGCCACUAGUCAGAUCUUUCGGUUGGCUGCAGCACUGUAUGUUUUGGAUGGUUGUCUUAGUGCAGUGAUUCAGCCUGAUAUACGCGAGUAUGAAAUACCUGCAGCACAUGUUUGGGAAGCACAUGACAUAGUGAUGCACACACUGCGAAUUAAAGCAGAGUUUCUUGAAUGUCCGCUUCGAGAUGAGUUGUUCCACACUGUUGAGAGUCCCAGAACAUCCCAUCAGAGCAACAGCUUUCAGCAUUGUGCAAAUGGAACAGUAUCCAAUAUUUCUGUUUCUUCAGUUUUCUGUGUGGCACCUGAUGUACAGAUGCAGCCAAACCACGAGCAAGUUCCAGUACCUGUUCCGAUUCCUCGUGAGCUUUCUGUGUCUAUUGUUCAGUCGCCAGCACGGGACAAUGAACUAAGUGGUUCACACAUCUCGCUACCAGAACCACAAGAAUCCUUCAUUUCAUUCAGCUCUAUUAUUCCAGAUUCGGAAGAGGAGUUUGUGGACAAAUUUCACUACAAAAUCAGGCGGCUGCUAAUAAGUGGGAAGACUCUGCUCACACCAACAUUAGUGGCACAAAUGAAGUACGUUUCAGUCACUGAUCCAAACAUCCCUGGGAAGCCACGCUACCCCACACAACUAGCUGCCCUUUUUCUUGAGCGAGUUGCUGCCUUGGGAUUUGGCACCAUGCUAACAAGACAUGACAGCCACUCCAAAAAGCUGUUGUUUCGGAAAACAGACUAUCAGCAUCUUGGUCAGGCUCAGUUAAAACUUCUUCAGAACCUUCGUGUGACGAGAGAACAGUAUUCACAAGGCUGUCAGCGACCACGUGCAGCUUCAUAUUGGGAAACUGGAUCAGGUGUACCCGUCCGCUUGCCACAUUCACCACUGAGCCAUUCACAGAGCCUUCCUAUCAAGCAAGAGGUCAUUGACAUAAACUAAAGAACAAAGCAUAGUUUUUUAUGUGUCACUUAUUAAGUGAUAUGCCCUUUCCAGCUGCACUACUCUAAAGUAGCAGUGUUAGUUUCCAAGCUAAAGCCAUGACCUCAACUAUUUAGAGACUGCUGCCGCCAAAUACUUGAUUUUUGUAAACAGUAAGCUCCUCAAGUGUUGGUCAUCUGUUGAUCCUUCUUAGCAAUGAUUUCCUAAUUUAAGUUUUUUUCUAAGUUUGUGCUUUGCACAUUCUAGACCAUUUAAACAUUUGUACCAUUGAUUGACAUGACUGGCUCAUGACGUUUGGAUGUUCAUCCAUCUUGUGAUGACUGUGCAGUGCAUAAGUUAUGCUUUUCAUUCCAUGAGUAGCUGUAGAAAAACUGGUUUUGACCCAUAAAUUAUCUGUGUGACUUGCAAAGUUAACUUAUCCAUUGAUUGUUUACAAUGAAAUCUGCUGGUUAUGCACCUCAAGUCUAUUGGUGACGAGUGAUAGUUUUAGUGGAAGGUGUUCUACAUAAAAAUAAAUAAGUAAAUAUAUAUAUAUAUAUAUUCAGCUUCCCUGCGUGGUAUGUGCGGCAUCGGUACGCGAAGUAUGUAUGCACGGCGUAUGCACACGCGCAUUUGCCGGCGCAUAUAGAGAAUAUAUAUAUAUAGAGAGAAUUCACCUUGAGAGCUCUCUGGGAAUGCCUUAGAAGGCAUUGUAUAAUGAGUCAUUGGCACGUUUUAACUACUUGGAACAGGUUGACAAAAAUGGGGCAAUUUUAUAGUGGAACCAAAAUAGAUUUUGAAAAAUUGUAAUUUUAAUGGGGUGAUUUGCUGUCAUGGCUUACUGUGGUCAUGUCGAAUGUCUUGUGUUUCAUAGCAUAUUAGUUUUUUGCACAUACGUGGAAGGUUGUGAAAUAGCUAAGACUGGUUAUGUAGUGGUAUCAAGGAUUACAUGUUAGGCAAAUAUAAAAUGGGAGCUAAAACUGUUUUAUUGUAUUUUAUUUGUCAGUUACUCAUUUAAUUUCUAUCCCUUGCACUUUAAAGGCAUGAUCCUGUGACAUAGUUGUAUUUUCUGUUAAUUUGCAAUUCUGCUCUUGCAAAUAUUUUACUGGAAUAAGCAGUCAUUUCCUUGUGUAAUAAGCAGGUGUAUGUGAUAAUGCUUUCAUUACAUUGUGUAUGUACUGAUCAUGAAAUAUGACCCAUUGACUGCUGCCCUUUUUUGCAUUCUCAGUUUUAUACACCCAAGCUAUUUUACCAAGCAUUGAUAUGCAUGUGGACUAAAUUUUAGCACAACAUCCAGGCUAUCAAUAUAUGUCAGUUGGCAUUGGUUGAGGAAUAGUUCAUCCUGUCUACACAGGGUGCACAUAAUUUUGCUGCAACUCAGUUUGGUGACGUAUUAGUGCAGCUGUAGUUGUAGAGGUGGUUGUGUUUAACAGUAGUCCUACUUUUUGUUCUGGGAAUGUUAACAUUUUUGUUGCAUUGAUGGUCUGGAGCUAGACUGCGGGCUAUCAAAUUCUUCCAUUACUUUCUGCAUUUGUGAUAAGAGAUUCGUUAACACAUUAUACACAAGAAUAGCAUCAGGCUGUAAGUGUUGCUUUAAAGUGUAAUAACAUAUUUGUGCUAUUAUGUUCACUUACUUUUGAGCUAAACUCCUGUUUUAUCCAGUGCUUCCAUUGAAAGGGCUAGUAGCAGAAUCAUUUAUGCCAGCUAUCAGAAGUGAAAUUGAACAAACAAACAAACUUGAAGACCUGUGUCACAGCAAAAGGAGAACAAAAAGACUGAAAUUAAAUACUGUAAUGUUCCACAUAUGCUACAAGGUGUUUCCACAUUUUGGCUUGUCAAAUUUGCUUAUUUUAUUUGGCUACCAAAGGCUUUAGGGGUCUUAUGACUGAAAAACUGAGUGUUUUUUGGUUGUGUUGUAUGUGGAUAAUUUCUUUUCUUGGGCUCCAAAAUUGUCUCUUGUAUUAUGUUGAGUUCAUAUUAUAUUUUGGUUAGGCAAUGAUAUGGGAAAUAUGAGAGCCAGGGUUUCAUGGGGUGUAGAGAGUAUGCAGACUUGUCAAAAUUAAUUAUUGAUUGUGCAAAAAUAAAGCUGUUCAAAAGCAGAGAUUGCCAACAUAUUUUUGCAUUGGUCACUUGUACAGCCUUUUAAUAUCGGAAACCGGUGUCAUGAAAUGUGACAACUCACAUAAGGUGCUAAUCAUGUCAAAAUGCGGUAGCAGAAACUGUCUAAAUGCCUUACAUUUAGUGAUAUAAAUAUUGCUCAUUCUCGUAAGGUUAAGAAAUUCAGUAGUUUCAGUAGUUUCUAAAGCAAUUUCAUUAUUGCUUUAGAAACGAUCCAAUAGAGAGUGUUGAAACCUUUGAAAAGGGUGCAAAGAACGACAAUAUCAACAAGGGCUCAUAUAGCAUGCUGUAUUGUUUCAAGCCAGCCACUGACUCAAUCUGGCGCUUUGUUUUGAAAGCUGUAUUCAGACGUAGGAGCCUUUGACGUUUUCAAACUUGUUAUUAUUUGGACAAGUGUGCAGUCACUGCCAUGUUUAAACCACAUUUAAGCUUUACUGCUGUGAUUAUGUUGGGCUGCGACCACUUUAUGAUUACCAGUGGUGUCUGAAUACCAAACAUCACACUGAAGUAGCAUUAUUUGCCAUUUUAAUAAGUGGAGCUGUUAGCUAUGUGCACUUCGCUGCUGUGGUGGUGUCUGUACUGUUGAACCUGUGAACAAUUUGAACUACCUCCCAAAAUAUUGCCUUGUCUCUGUCAUUCUUACUUUUUUUAACAUGCUAAGCCUGUCACAUAUGCCAGUUGUGCAUUGAAGCAUUGACCGGCACAUGGUCAGCGCUGUGUCAAGGUGCGUACCUGUGAAAGUAGCGAGGGUCGGCGCAUGUGUCCAGAGUGUCCUAGUGUCAGAGCAUCGUCUUCCAGGCUAUUUCAUUGAACCCAGCAUAGCCCCUGCUGUUUAUGAGCUCGUCUGUCGUUUGCAACCACUUUAACCAUUGUGCUUGCAGGAGCACGUGCACAUUUAUGAUUGUGUUGGAAGCGGAUAAGCAGCAGGGGCUACAUCGAGCUAAACGAAAUUCGCUAGCACAUGAUGCCCAGACAAGAGCUCUGUGUGCAAUGCACCUGCUGUCACUACUUCCGUAGCUUUGCUCCGUGACACGGCGUUAGCCAUCAUGUUGGUCGACGCUCCCCGUGAAAUCAUUAACAUCUUUAACAGCUGUACAUAAUUUUCCUUGUGCCAUGGCAACUCUUUUUUGCAAGCCGCAAAUCUAUUACUAUGACAGUGGUGCACCACUGGUGCAACUCCUGCUUUCUGGUGGUAGCUAUUGGUGUAUUGCAGGAGGCUAUACAGAAAUCUGUCCUGAUGAAAUGUCCAUACAUGUUGAUGAAAAAUAAUUGGAGGCUCUACUCACACGGAAUGAACUGUGUGUUGCUAGCAGUUGUGUAUCCUAGUCUGCAUUUAUCAUUGUAUCUAAUUAAUUAAGCAGUCCUAAUCAACUGGCAUUUAGGAAAUCCAAAUGAUAUUUGAAUUAAUGAGGAGCUAGUGAGGGGGUGUAAGUCUUUGAAAAAAUAGAUGUGCUGCCUAACAACACAUCGGCACCCUGCUUCUGGACACUAUGUCCAGUAUGCAUUCACGUUAAGCAAAAGUGGUUAGCAUGUCAUAGACACUUCAAUUUGCAUGCCUCUUGAGGCUUCUCAGUUUUCUUAAUGACACAUCAUCAAUAAGUUACGAAUUAAAAUGUCAUUUCAUUAGUUUUGAUUAUUUAAUAAUGUGCCGUGGACAAAAGUGUGAGCAACUAUGGCACAUAAUUUUUGGCAACAAAUUAUUCCUCAUGAGUAGAGCCUCUCAUAAUUUUUAGAAAUUGUGCAGACAAUUUGUAUCACCACAAUCCACUAUUAAAGUAUCAUCAUAUUACUUGCCCUUCAUACAUUUCAUCCCAUUUCGAUCACAUGUUUAAAGUUAGUGUUCCAUUUUUAACAGCGAAGCUGUUUAAGCUAGCCGUAAAAAGUAUGGUGUUUCACAGAAAGCCAGUAGCCAUUGCAACCAGUGACACCGCAGCUGCUAGAACACCUGGCACAACCUACUGCCUGUGUACUGAGCAUGCGCCGACAGCGAACGCGUUUCCCGCAUUUCCUGCGUUCGCGCCAGGGAAACGCGGGCGAUGCGGCAGCAGCUCGGAGACACUGCGCGCAACCGGUUUCCGCUGCCGUGCAGAGAUCUACGCUUGCGCUGACCUUGAGGCAACAGCUAUGUAAACGUGGGCGCCGCGGCGCUUCAUCAGUAGAAGCCAUGGGACGCCCAAAGGUAGAUAGUUCGUACUCCCGAAGAAGAGGCUGCGCUUCGCGAUAAAUUCCGGAAAAUGCUGUGGAUGACUUGGUAGUGCUUAGCCUAGCCCAAAAGUCAGGACUAGCUAGGUGUCCAUCAGCUCUGCUGUCUCUUUAGCAUUGCGCCUCCAGUGCAAGCUACGCUAUUUUUUUAGAACAAAAAUGUGUCAUGGUUCUUUUAAUCCCAAGACCAGCGCCAACUGGAACGAUCUUCCUCCCUCCAUCGCUGCCAUUUCUGACGUUGACAAUUUCAAGACUACUGUAUUUCUGCUGUUUUGUAGAAUGCAUUAUUGUGUAAUUAUGUACUGUUUAUUUUUUUUUGUACUUACCACUCCUUUCUGUAAUGCCUUCGGGCCAGGAAAGUAUGCGAAAUAAAUAAAU